This is a messenger RNA of Drosophila mauritiana, 925 nucleotides long. Its product is annotated as pupal cuticle protein Edg-91. The transcript has 2 exons. The record is from RefSeq and is a predicted model, not a curated record. Lineage: Eukaryota; Metazoa; Arthropoda; Insecta; Diptera; Drosophilidae. The coding region runs from base 380 to 700 and encodes 106 amino acids.
GAGAAAAACAGGCAAACAAACAUUGGCUGGCCCAAAGCAUUGUAAUUAGUAGUCGGUCAUGCAAGAAAUAGAAGCCUCCCACCAGCCCCCCUCUUGGCCAAUUCAUUGAUGUUUUGGAGGGGGUUUUCUUUGAAUUGUUAGAAGCACACGCAGCUGGAGUCGCCCAAAUUGAAGGGGGAACCGUUUUUCGCUUAGACAAUUGUUUUGUCGCUGCGCAUUGAUGGCAAUGCGGCGUUGCAAGAAUCGCUUUUUGGCCAUUAUAAAAGCCCACUGCACGUUUCCAGCGUCAGUCAGUCAGUUUUUGUAAGCCCCGAGUGGCAUUUCCAUUUCCAAUACGUUGUUGUUAGCCCAAAGGAAAUCCGCCGAAAUACUCACCAAGAUGUUCCAAGCUAGAACCGUUUGCCUGCUGCUCGCCCUCUGCCUUCUGGCCAUGUUCUUUGUCGGUUCUGAGGCCCUGCCACGACCACAGGAGGGUCGGGAGGAGGGCGGCGAUCAGGAGGCCAAUGUAGAGGCUGAGGAGAAGGAUCUGGAGGGAGCUGCAUCCUUUGGAUACGGAUACUACUCGUCGCCCUACUUGGGUGGCUACUACGGCGGAUAUUGGCCACAUUACAGCGGCAGUUACUACGGAAUUGGUUAUCCAUACUAUGGAGGUUACUACGGAUUGCAUCAUCACCAUGGACACUAUGGACACUACUUCUAGGAAGGGUUCUUAACCCAACCCGAAAUAAAUACUUUUACAGCCUCAGUAGAACUCUAUCAGCACCAGACAUCUAUCAGCACUAGAAAAAAUAGUACAUUUAGUAAUAGAAGCCGACAAAGAUAGCAUUAAUAGCCAGCACUAGCCUCAAUAGCCAGACGAUGCGUUCUUGACCGGAUAGCGAACAGAUUAACUGCACUGCCCCUUGGGCGAGGAUAAUUGCUUCAA